Molecule: messenger RNA, 3793 nt
Organism: Lycium barbarum (goji berry)
Lineage: Eukaryota; Viridiplantae; Streptophyta; Magnoliopsida; Solanales; Solanaceae
Product: putative receptor-like protein kinase At3g47110
Exons: 3
Coding region: 2473-3330 (285 amino acids)
Biological process (GO): protein phosphorylation
Molecular function (GO): protein kinase activity; ATP binding; protein binding
Source: RefSeq, a predicted model, not a curated record
CUCAUCGCUAUUUAAAGUCUCAAGACCAUAUAGUUACUAGCAUUCCAUUUUCCUACUAAUUUAUGCAAUUAUGAAGUUUCUCUUAACACUUUUUUUUCUUCACUAUGUAGUGGCUAGUUCAUCCAUGACUCAUACCAACACUACCACUGAUCAAUUAGCUCUUCUUUCAUUGAGAUCCCAAAUCAUUUCAGAUCCCUUUCAUUUCUUGGAUGAGAGCUGGUCUCCAGCUACUUCUGUUUGCCAUUGGGUAGGAGUAACUUGUGGGUCUCGCUACCAGCGAGUGAAGUCCUUGAAUCUUUCCAACAUGGAUCUUACAGGCAGAAUCCUACCUAAUUUUGGAAACCUUACAUUUCUGGUUUCUCUUGACUUAGGAAGCAACAAUUUCCAUGGAAAUUUGCCUCAACAAAUGGCACGGUUGAGUCGGCUUAAGUUUCUUGAUUUAAGUUUCAAUAACUUCAGAAGGGAAGUUCCUUCCUGGUUUGGGUUUUUAUGCCAACUUCAAUUUCUAAAUCUUAGAAAUAAUAGUUUCACUGGUUCCAUCCCUUCUUCAUUUUUGAAUAUUUCCACACUUGAAAUAUUGAAUUUAGAAUUCAAUUCCUUAGAAGGUCAAUCCCAAAAGAUAUUGGGAAUCUUGAAAAACUGAGCUUUUCAAACUUGGGCAAUAACAAGCUUAUAGGUUCUAUCCCUAUGUCUAUCUCGAAUGCCUCAAUGUUGGAGACUCUGAUUCUUUCAUACAAUUUCCUUCAAGGAAACAUCCCAGAAGGGAUCAGCAAUCUUCACAACUUGAACAAGUUGACCAUAGAAGUUAAUCAACUCACAGGUUCCAUACCAAUCUCCAUCUUCAACAUUUCCAGAAUUGAAGUCAUUGGACUCACAAACAACAGCUUAUCAGGAAAUCUUCCACAUGAUUUAUGUGAUCACCUUCCAAUACUCAAGGGGGUUUAUCUAUCGAACAACAAGCUAGUUGGUCAUAUGCCGCCAAGCUUGUCAAAUUGUUCUAAACUUCAAAUGUUGUCUUUAUCAGGAAAUAAGUUUGAUGGACCAAUACAUAGUAACAUUGGGAGUCUAACUAACUUGCAGUCCUUGUAUCUCGGCUUUAACUACUUCAGAGGGACAAUUCCACAAGAACUCGGAAAUCUUGUUAAUUUGGUAGAGUUAACAUUGCAGAGAAACCAAAUUACAGGACCUAUUCCAAUCUCCAUAUUCAAUAUCUCCUCUCUAUAAUAUUUGGCUCUAUGGAAGAACAACCUCAGUGGGUCCUUACCACGGGAGAUGGGUAACUUAACCAAGCUUCAGACCCUAAGGCUUGAUAGAAAUAAGUUCGCAGGUGAAAUACCGAAAAAGAUGAGCAAUCUUGUUGAGUUGGAGAUAUUAGCAUUGGGGGAUAACAGUUUUACUGGAUCAUUUAUGGAGAUCUUCAACAUAUCAACGCUAAGAAUAUUUGAUGUUACAAACAAUAAUCUAAAAGGAGUCCUCCCAUCAAAUAUAGGUUCUGUUUUACCCAACAUUCAAAGUCUUUAUCUAGGCGUUACCAAUCUUGUUGGGACUAUACCUCAUUCUAUCUCUAAUUGUUCAAAACUUGCUACUCUAGACCUUUCUCACAACAAACUGACUGGCUUGAUUCCCAACUCUCUUGGAUAUUUGACUCAUCUGGAGACCCUAAACUUCGAGGGAAGCAAUUUAAAGAGCGACUUGUCAUUAAGCUUCUUGACUUCCUUAACAAAUUGCAAAAAAUUAGCAAGUCUUUCUUUAUCUUUUAACCCUCUAAAUGGUGAGCUUCCAGUCUCUAUAGGGAACUUCUCCACAUCUCUUGUAAGGUUUUAUGCCAACGGUUGUAAAAUCAAAGGGCGACUUCCUAAUGAAGUUGGGAACUUAAGCAACUUAAUAGACCUUGUUCUCGGUGAAAAUGACUUGAUUGGAUCAAUUCCCACAUCAACUCGCAAUUUGAGAAACCUUCAGCGCCUGUACUUGAAUAACAACAAACUUACAGGAAUUCUUGGAGACAAUCUUUGUAAAUUGUGGCAUUUGGGUGCUAUUUACUUGGGUCAAAAUCAACUUUCAGGAUCUUUUCCUGAUUGUUUAGGGAACGUUACUUCCCUUAGAGAUCUACAUAUGGGUUUCAACAAAUUGAGUUCCAAUAUACCGGAAAGCAUAGGGAAUCUUAAAGAUCUAAUGGAGCUAAACUUAUCAGCUAACAAUAUGGGUGGCUCUUUAUCUCCAAAAAUUGGAAAUCUAAAUGCUAUGACACAAAUGGAUCUGUCAAUGAAUCAAUUUACAAAUGGAAUUCCUAGAGAAAUAUUGGAGACUUGCAAAAUCUAAUGUACCUUACUUUGAAACAUAACAAGUUGCAAGGAUCUAUACCUGACUCAGUAAGCAACAUGGUAGGUUUGGAAUUUCUAGACCUUUCACAUAAUUAUAUAUCAGGGACCAUCCCUAUGUCUUUGGAGAAACUUCAAAACCUGAAGUAUUUCAAUGUUUCUCACAACAAGUUGUAUGGUGAAAUCCCCUCCGAGGGUCCUUCCAAGAACCUCUCGAGUCAUUUUUUUUCUCUUCAAUGAAGCAUUGUGCGGUUCCCCAAGAUUUAGUGUCCCUCUGUGCUCCACUUCUUCAAAUCAUAGUAGGAAAAGAAUGCUAGUUAUAUUUCUUCUACUGGGAGUUGCACUAGUAUUCGUUCCUACCACCUUUGUGUUUGUAUGGAUAAGGUAUAGAAGAGGCAAAAGAACUUCUCGACAAGCUAAUUCAUUGUCUAUCUCAACAAGAGGAAGAAUUUCAUACUAUGAACUUCUCCAAGCAACCGAUUCAUUUAGUAAGAGUAAUUUGAUUGGUUCUGGGAGUUUUGGCUCUGUCUACAAAGGAAUUCUUAGUAAUGGAAUUCCUAUUGCAGUUAAGGUGUUCAAUAUGCAAUUAGAAGCGGCAUUCAAGAGUUUUGAUAAUGAAUGUGAAGUUUUGCGCAACCUUCGCCAUAGGAAUCUCAUAAAAGUCAUCACUAGUUGUUCCAACCUUGAUUUUAAGGCUUUAGUACUCGAGUACAUGCCUCAUGGGAGACUCGAUAAGUGGUUGUAUUCACACAACUACUUCCUAGACAUCAGGCAGAGACGAAGAAUUAUGAUAGAUGUGGCAUGUGGAUUGGAAUAUCUCCACCAUGGGUACUCCUCGCUCGUGAUUCAUUGUGAUCUGAAGCCUAGUAAUGUUUUGUUGGAUGAGAAUAUGGUUGCCCACCUAAGCGAUUUUGGUAUUUCAAAAUUGCUUGGUGAUGAUGAAAGUGAUUUAUACACUAAAAUCUUAGCAACAUUGGGUUAUAUAGCACCAUGUAUGUCUCUUGGACAUUGAUUUAUCCUUUAUUUUUUUCCACCUAAAAAUUGUUAUACAUCUUUAAAUUAAUUUUUUGACUGUAGAGUAUGGACUGGAUGGACUGGUGUCAACAAAAUGUGAUGUUUAUAGUUAUGGGAUCAUGUUGUUGGAAACGUUUACUAGGAGAAAACCUAAUGAUGAAAUGUUUGAGGGAGAUCUUAGUUUGAAGCAAUGGGUGAGUUAUUCACUCCCGGGGGAAGUAAUGAAUGUUGUGGAUGCCAACUUGGUAACAUCAACAGAUAUUCACUUAAAGAAGAAAUUAGAUUGUGUGGAAUCGAUCAUGAAAGUGGGAUUAGAUUGUUGCGUUGAACCUCCAACAAGAAGGACAAACAUGAAAGACGUUGUAGGAAUGCUACAAAAGAUCAAGAUUCAACUUCUUACAUGUUGAGCGUGAUCCUAGAAACUUUUGUUUCAAAAUCCCUUGUUUGUUGUACAUGUUUGC